ACACGCGCUCACACCCGCGUCGGCACACUCCACCACCUCCAGGCACACCCUAGGAUUCCUCCACUGGCCUGGGGAGACGCACCAGGCUCUGCCUCGUCUCCCUGCCCCCCACCCUCGCUCACGCGCGCGCCCCUCUACACACACACACACACACACACACACACACACACCCUCUCACGGGGAGUCACUCCCCCUAGCACGCCCUCGCCCUGGGCACCCUCCCGCGGCGAGCCUCCGGGUCCUCAUCUCUCCCUUCGCUGCCUGGCGGCCCCGAGCUCUCGAGCCCGGCCUGGAGCCGCUCGGCCGCCGGGAAUCGGUAGGGAGACGAGGGCGCAGCCUCGCCGCCUCCCCCGGACUCUCCUCUCCGCCCCGCCCGCGCCGCGCCCCCACCACCUCCCCCUUCGGGAGAGGGACCUCGCCAGGCAGCCGGUGGCCCGCUGGGCUCCUCUCCGCGCGGCGCCAGCAGCGGCGGGGGCAGGGCGCGAGCGAGGGAGCCCGCGAGCCCGCGAGCCCGAGAGCGGAGCGGCGAGGCGGGGAGGGAACGCGCUGCCGAGCCGGGGCUGGAGCGGCGGCGGCGGCGGAGGGAGGGCCCCACGGACAGACAGACGCACGAACGGACCGAGCCAGGGAGGGAGCGAGAGAGACUUCGCCGGCGAGGAGGAGCGGCGCGAGCCGCGGCUGCUGGGCGCUUCCCCGCGCUGCUGGGUGCUCAGCGCCUCCGCGGCCCCCGGCUCCCGGCCUCAGCUUCCUCGCGCGCGCGAGGCGCGGGGUGCGGGGCCCGGGGCUCGCUUCGCCGAAGGGGUCGCUGAACUAACUCUCAAGCUGGUGUGUGGGGUGGCGGAGCAGUGGCCGCCCAAGAGCUGGAGUCACCAUGGCGGCCGGAGUCGCAGCCUGGCUGCCUUUCGCGCGGGCUGCGGCCAUUGGGUGGAUGCCGGUGGCCAACUGCCCCAUGCCCCUCGCCCCGGCAGACAAGAACAAGCGGCAGGAUGAACUGAUCGUCCUCAACGUGAGCGGGCGGAGGUUCCAGACGUGGCGGACCACGCUGGAGCGCUACCCGGACACACUGCUGGGCAGCACGGAGAAGGAGUUCUUCUUCAACGAGGACACCAAGGAGUACUUCUUCGACCGGGACCCAGAAGUGUUCCGCUGCGUCCUCAACUUCUACCGCACAGGCAAGCUGCACUACCCGCGCUACGAGUGCAUCUCCGCCUACGACGACGAGCUGGCUUUCUAUGGCAUCCUGCCCGAGAUCAUUGGCGACUGCUGUUACGAGGAGUACAAGGACCGCAAGAGGGAGAACGCUGAGCGGCUCAUGGACGACAACGACUCGGAGAACAACCAGGAGUCCAUGCCCUCCCUCAGCUUCCGCCAGACCAUGUGGCGGGCCUUCGAGAACCCGCACACCAGCACGCUGGCCUUGGUCUUCUACUACGUGACUGGCUUCUUCAUUGCCGUGUCGGUCAUCACCAACGUGGUGGAGACGGUGCCGUGUGGCACGGUGCCGGGGAGCAAGGAGCUGCCGUGUGGCGAGCGCUACUCGGUGGCCUUCUUUUGCCUGGACACCGCCUGCGUCAUGAUCUUCACGGUGGAGUACCUCCUCCGGCUGUUCGCGGCGCCCAGCCGCUACCGCUUCAUCCGCAGCGUGAUGAGUAUCAUCGACGUGGUGGCCAUCAUGCCCUACUACAUCGGCCUGGUAAUGACCAACAAUGAGGACGUGUCGGGCGCCUUCGUCACGCUUCGGGUCUUCCGCGUCUUCAGGAUCUUCAAGUUCUCCCGCCACUCCCAGGGCUUGCGGAUCCUGGGCUACACCCUGAAGAGCUGUGCCUCUGAGCUCGGCUUCCUCCUCUUCUCCCUCACCAUGGCCAUCAUCAUCUUUGCCACUGUGAUGUUUUAUGCUGAGAAGGGCUCCUCCGCCAGCAAGUUCACGAGCAUCCCGGCCUCUUUUUGGUACACCAUCGUCACCAUGACCACACUGGGAUAUGGAGAUAUGGUGCCCAAGACGAUUGCAGGGAAGAUCUUCGGCUCCAUCUGUUCCCUGAGCGGUGUCCUUGUCAUUGCCCUGCCGGUCCCUGUGAUCGUUUCCAACUUCAGCAGGAUUUACCACCAGAAUCAGAGAGCUGAUAAACGCAGGGCACAAAAGAAGGCCCGCCUUGCCAGGAUCCGUGUGGCCAAAACAGGGAGCUCCAAUGCCUACCUGCACAGCAAGCGCAAUGGACUCCUCAACGAGGCGCUGGAGCUGAUGGGCACCCCGGAAGAAGAGCACAUGGGCAAGACCACCUCACUCAUCGAGAGCCAGCACCAUCACCUGCUGCACUGCCUGGAAAAAACCACUGGGUUGUCCUAUCUUGUGGAUGAUCCCCUGUUAUCUGUACGAACCUCCACCAUCAAGAACCACGAGUUUAUAGAUGAACAGAUGUUUGAGCAGAACUGCAUGGAGAGUUCAAUGCAGAACUACCCAUCCACCCGGAGUCCCUCACUGUCCAGCCACCCGGGCCUCAUGACCACCUGCUGCUCCCGUCGUAGUAAGAAAACCACACACCUGCCCAAUUCCAACCUGCCGGCCACCCGCCUGCGCAGCAUGCAAGAGCUCAGCACCAUCCACAUCCAGGGCAGCGAGCAGCCGUCCCUCACUACCAGUCGUUCCAGCCUUAAUUUGAAAGCAGACGACGGACUGAGACCAAACUGCAAAACAUCCCAGAUCACCACAGCCAUCAUCAGCAUUCCUACUCCCCCAGCGCUAACCCCAGAGGGGGAAGGUCGGCCACCCCCUGCCAGCCCAGGCUCCAACACGAACAUUCCUGCCAUAGCCAGCAAUGUUGUCAAGGUCUCCGCCUUGUAAAACCACUGGACAGAGGGCCAGUGCGGGUAGUGGGAGUGAAGGGGGCUGGCAUGUUGGUGGGUGGCCACUGUGACCACUCCCUCCCCCUCCCCCACUAUUUCUGCCCACCCUGUUGCACCCCCAACACUGAAACCUGUGCCUGGAAGGAGAAAGAGGCAGCAAAGGGGCACCUGAGGUUCACUGCUGCUAGCGUGGACAUAGCCCUGUGCCACUGCAUCUCACAGGGG
Molecule: messenger RNA, 3066 nt
Organism: Balaenoptera musculus (blue whale)
Lineage: Eukaryota; Metazoa; Chordata; Mammalia; Artiodactyla; Balaenopteridae
Gene: KCND3
Product: potassium voltage-gated channel subfamily D member 3
Exons: 8
Coding region: 872-2839 (655 amino acids)
Biological process (GO): potassium ion export across plasma membrane; protein homooligomerization
Cellular component (GO): voltage-gated potassium channel complex; neuronal cell body; membrane
Molecular function (GO): A-type (transient outward) potassium channel activity; protein binding
Source: RefSeq, a predicted model, not a curated record